AUGCGAGCCUGUCUUGCUCUUAAAUAUGUUCCUAGGGGAUGGAGGGAAGUGAAAGUUACAUUCAUACCCAAACCAGGUAAGAGCGACUACACUGACCCUAAAUCCUACAGGCCCAUUAGCCUCACAUCCUUUCUCCUAAAGACGAUGGAGAGGAUGUGUGAAAGGGAAUUAAGGGGGUCGGCGCUAAUGAACUUACCACUACACGACAAGCAACACGCCUACAGUCUAGGCAAAUCAACAGAAUCGGCCCUUCAUAAGGUAAUUACAAAGAUUGAAGAGGCCAUCCAAAACAAAGAAAUAUGUCUAGGUUCCUUCAUAGAUAUAGAAGGUGCUUUUGACCGAACGAACUUCUCCAGCAUAAAAGGUGCACUCGGUAGACACAAAGUUGAACCGGCACUGAUCGACUGGAUAGUUUACAUGCUCAGUACACGAAUAAUAAAGAUUGCUGGUGAAUCUCAACCAAUCCAAAUUAAGAAAGGCUGCCCGCAGGGUGGGGUUCUCUCACCUCUCCUGUGGAAUAUGGUCAUUAAUGAACUCAUCAGCAAAUUAAAUGACAAUCACUUCUAUACAGUAGGUUAUGCUGAUGACCUGACAAUACUGGUCUCUGGAAAGACAGCAAGCAUAGUGUGCGACCUGACCCAAGCGGCUCUCCGUAUAGUGGAGAGAUGGUGCAGGGAACACGACUUAACUGUCAAUCCAAAUAAAACGGUUUUAGUUAUGUUCACACAAAAACGAAAGCUGAAUAACUAUCAUCCUCCAAGUCUUUUUAGCACAAAACUCCAGCUAUCCUCUGAGGUAAAAUAUUUAGGUCUUACCUUGGACAGCAAACUUAACUGGAAUAAACACAUAGAAAACAAAAUCAACAAAGCUAGUAUAACUUUCUGGCAAUGCAGAAACAUGAUUGGCAAAAGAUGGGGAUUGACGCCAAAAAUCAUACUGUGGCUUUACAAAACUGUAAUUCGGCCCAUGAUCACAUACGGCGCUCUGGUAUGGUGGACCAAGACAAAUGAAGCCACCAUAAUUAAAAAGCUUCAGCGCUACCAGAGACUGGCAUGUAUGGCUGCUACAGGCUGCAUGAGAACUACGCCAACAGCAGCCUUAGAAGCGAUGCUGGAGCUAACUCCGCUUCAUCUACAUAUACAACAAGAAGCGACUUUAGCUGCCAUCAGACUCAAGACCCUAAAUCUUUGGAGUAAGAAUAGUGUCCCUCAUACAGGCAUAAUUGAUAGAAUUCACUCAAAAAUUCCUAUCCUACAAGCCAAAUACGAUAGGAUUCCUAAACAAUUUGUUUUCGAUAAGAAAUACAAGAUACAGUUAAAUGAAAACAGCCAGCCGGAAGGAUUAAGCCCAAAAGAGCUUAGAAUUUUCACCGAUGGUUCUAAAACAAAUGAAGGUGUAGGUUGUGGAGCUUUCUCUGAAGACCUCAAUAUUCACAUAUGCACACCGCUGGGUACCUAUAACACGGUCUUUCAGGCGGAAUGUAUGGGUAUCAUUCAAGCGGCCAUAGCAAUAGAUGCUAGGAAGGUUAAUGACUUCCCCAUCAGAAUACUGACCGACAGUAGGGCGGUACUCCAAGCCCUGAGAGGCAAUGUGGUGAACUCGGGACUAAUAUAUGAAUGCCAUCAACGAUUAAAUGAGGUAUGUAAAAACAACAAUGUGACCCUGCAAUGGAUAAAGGGACACAGUGGAUCCAGAGGCAACGAUGCAGCAGACGAACUUGCCAGAAGAGGAUCGGCUUUGGCCACUAUAGGGCCGGAACCAAUCAUACCAAUCCCCUUUGGUAACGUUUGUUCACUGGUACGUAGACACUUUACUAAUCAACACGCUCAGCUUUGGAAAAAUCUAGUAGACUGUAGACAAGCUAGGGAUGCCCUGCCUGAAAUUAACAGUCGCUUAACAAAAGUUUUAAUGAGACUGAACAAGCCGCAGAUUAGGAUAGUAACAAGUGCUAUCACAGGACACGGCACCUUUAACAAACAUUUAUUUACUAUAGGUGUUACAGAUAGUCCCCUGUGCAGGGCAUGUAUGGGGGAGGAAGAAACGGCGGCCCACGUGCUACUGAAAUGUCCGGAGGUCGCUACAUACAGGGCUAAACAUCUCGGCACGCCGGGAUCACUCCCCGAAGUUGCAUGCAACAUCAAGGGCCUGUUGAGCUUCUUCGGAGAGAUCUCAUGGCUCGAAUAA
Molecule: messenger RNA, 2184 nt
Organism: Parnassius mnemosyne (clouded apollo)
Lineage: Eukaryota; Metazoa; Arthropoda; Insecta; Lepidoptera; Papilionidae
Source: the annotation of a GenBank genome assembly